Messenger RNA from Botrytis sinoallii, 4309 nucleotides. RefSeq lists its product as uncharacterized. The transcript is spliced from 3 exons. Gene Ontology annotation, biological process: regulation of glycogen biosynthetic process. The record is from RefSeq and is a predicted model, not a curated record. Lineage: Eukaryota; Fungi; Ascomycota; Leotiomycetes; Helotiales; Sclerotiniaceae. Gene Ontology annotation, molecular function: protein phosphatase 1 binding; glycogen binding. Bases 1240 to 3567 code for a protein of 775 amino acids. Gene Ontology annotation, cellular component: protein phosphatase type 1 complex.
AUCUAUCUAUCCAUCUAUCCAUCUAUCCAUCUAUCCAUCUAUCCAUCCAUCGAUUUCCUUCCUCCAACCAUUAUCAACAUCAACAUCAACAUCACCCACCAACUGAUUUCCGAGGAUUCUACUUUCUUUAUUCUCUCAAGAAAUCCAUCAAUUAAAUCCACCUCCAGUUUUUUAUUUUGAUUUUCUUCUUGGAAGGAGAGUGCAAGAGAGAGCGAGAGAGAUAUCCACACGAAUCCCAUCGGAACCCGGGAACAGCAAGAAAGCAAGAAAAAUAAAAGACGAAGAAGUUUGAAUGAAUCAUCUCAUAAUCAAUUUGUUAUUUGCUUAAUUUGAUUGAUUGAUUGAUUCAUUCAUUCAUUCAUUCGUAUUCUUCUGCAUACAAUUAAUAAUUCUUGCAAGAUCGUCCAUUCAAUCAUUCCCAUACACCAUAGCAUCUCCGUACAAAUCACCGCAUAACCCUACUUCCCGUUCCUCCUCAAAUAUCCAUCACCCCAUACCACAAAAGCACACCACUUUCCAACUGCAUUCAACAACAUCAAGCACAAUCACAAUCACAACCACAACCGCAACUACAACCGCCACCGUUUACCUCGAGAAAGAAACGGAUUGUUAAAAAGUCACCAUCGAAUUUGAGACUUUUCACAUCUGAGACCUUGGACGAAGAUUUAAACAUUACCUACAGCCACUCAACAUUCCCAUUCGAGACACUCAGUGAAUAAACUUUUAACGCCUCCAAAUCAAAGCUUCGCCGCUUUCCUCAUCAAGACUGACUUGGAUUACGAACCGAAACCGGACAAUAAUUUCUCUACGCAAUCAAUAAAAUCUUUCCCAUCUUCCGGAUAUUUUUGGGGGGAGAGAACGAAAAGCUUCUCGAGUAGUUGCUUCCAUCAAUCGAAAAAAGAUUUCAUCCAUCAGAUUUAGACAAGAACGAAAUAGCUGGAAUACGCAUUUGUUCUUUCUGAUCCGACUCUUUCUUGCAAUCCCGGAGGUAUUCUUUUUUGGGGCAUUCUGGGGUAUUGAAGAAAAUAUCCCAUUUUCUAAAUAUUCCACAAUUGUUAAGGAUUCAUUGGAAUUACUUUUCAAUACUUAAUGAUAAGCAGAAACUAGGAUUGCUACCUUCGACAAACACCCCUUCACAUCGCUCAGUCGAAUAGUCUUUUACCCAACCUAUCCAUUAUCUUGCCCGAGCAAGAUCAGAACGAAAUCAAGGUUAUCCAACAAACCUUUACACGUCGUAGGAUGCCUUACACUCCACCUUCCCAACGGUCUCCUGCCACCUCUACCACUCACUCCCCUGCCGUCUCGAGACGCUCUUCAUAUCAACUUAACCACCCAACCCCAUCUCCCAGACCAGAGUUGCCCAGAUCCACUUCCUACCUGACUAGACACAGACGUACGCCUUCGGUUAAGUCGACAGCUUUCGCACCAACACUAGAGCCAACCCCCCCUGGUACAGCAGAUGGGGAGAAGGGUCCCAGCCAUGAUACAAAUAGCAGCUUGAUUGCCUCGAGCAGUCUUCGAAAAUCACCCCCACCUGUAACGGACGAAACCAAGAUGCCUAUCGGAGUAGUCAUGUCACCACCAGAUUCCACUCAGAACUCUGAUGAAGAGGAUAAUGGGUUGAGAGGGAGGAAGUUGGAGAACCUCGAGGAGUUGCAAGCUGCCAUUAGAGUUAUCGAACAGCACCGAGAGAGCUCACCCAAGAGAGCGUCAUCGGAGAUUCAAAAGCUUACCCAAGCCAUAUCACUUCUACCUAUCAAGGAUACAAAGGAUCUGAAAGAUAAGCCAACGUCGGAACACGUCGAGACCACUCAACCUCCGAGGAAACUUCAACAUCAAAGAUCGAGCACUGAAACAGUCUUCCUCGACUUUAGAAACAACCCCAACAAUCAGUCAGCACCAGAAACACCCACCACAGGAUCUGAUGAUGAAAUGAGUGAAGAUGAAGAGGCAAUGAUUAGAAGGAAACCUCAGAUGCUCAGAAAGAAAUCCGGAGAACUCGUUCGACCAGCUCUUCGACCAUCUUCUGCCAGAAGACGUCCAUCAUCCAUGCCUGGUACCCCUACCUUCUCCAAGGCGGUUCACUUUGAUUCACAUCUUGAACACGUCCGUCAUUUCCUUCAAGUCGAUCGACCUCUCGCGGUCAGUGCUGGCUCCUCUCCUGUCGAGGCAUACGAAAGUGAUUCCGAAUUCCCAUUCGGUCAUGAGGAGGACUCCAACAACAGAGGACCACCAUUCGAAUGGGAGAUUGUUAUCUCUAACUUUCCUCCAAUGACCCCACAAAGAGCUGCUAUGCCCAUCAGAGUUGAGAGAGUCUUCUUAUCGGCAGACAACAAGAACUUGAUCGGAACUGUCGCUGUUACCAACUUGGCUUUCAACAAAAUGGUUGUUGCUAGAUUUACAUUGGAUUACUGGAAGACCACAUCGGAAGUCGUUGCUGAAUACAACAAUGACAUCCGUCAACCAAAACACAAUGACGGAUGUGAUCGUUUCAACUUCAACAUCAAACUUGCUGACCAAGCAAACCUUGAAGCAAAGACCAUGUUCUUUUGUGUAAAGUAUUGUGUCAACGGUGUGGAGUACUGGGACAACAACAACUCUACCAACUUCCAGAUUGAUUUCCGAAAGAAGGCAAAGCCACAAAAUGGAAAGAGAGGCUCACCAGCAGCAGCAUCAAGAUCGGCCAACUCAUUACCGAGAAGUAACAAGAAGUCGCCGCCAGCUUCUUCAAAGAAGACGCCAACCUUUGACGACUUCUCUAAUGACUUUGAUUCGAAAUAUUUGAGUACCAACUUCAAACUGCCUGUCGCAGAUUACCUUGGAGAUUCAAAUACAGUAAGAUUGAAGGGAGUCAAAUCUGCUGUUACCUUGGCAUCUGAUAACCGCAGCCGACGUGCACCAAUGAACACGAACGCAGCUGGUGGUCAAGCUUUUGGUCACAGAUACGACUUCGGUGCUUCACUUAAUGCUGCCAUUAGUGCUGCCAACUCUUCCCUCGGUGACAAGAGUGGUAUUACGAUGAAGUCAAAGAGACCUGCACCAAUAAGUGAACCGAGAAAGUUUAUUGAUCACGAUGAACAAGUAUCACCACUUUCAAUGCAAGCUCCCAAGACUUUUCACAAUACCACCCCAUCCAAGCCUUUACCUUCAGCAAAGACAAACAGCAGUGGAACAGAUUCGCCAAGACCCGUUGGUACUGAGAAGCCUGUACUGGCAUCACAAUCAUACAAUGAACUUCUCGACAAGUAUUGCUUCUUUGGGUCAGUGAAGAACUCGCCACAAUUGAAGGAUGGUACUGCGAGGUCUGGUCAAUAUGAUGGAAACAAUGAUGAUGGUUACCUUUUUGGUUCUGCCGAGUCUACUGCGAGCAACUCACCAAUCACCAUGGCACACAUUGAUAGUCGACCUUCGCCUCAUUCAUCUGGAGUAAGCCCUCAAGGUACUCGUUCUACAUCGCCUGCUCCUAUGACAGGCUUUGUUUCGGGUACGUCUUCGAUGUAUCCUUACCACAUGCAUGGUGGUUUUUCUUUCAACGACGCUCAUGCAGCAACAGCAAUCCGAGGUUGAACAAUUUUCUAUGAUGAUUCAAAUCACUGAGUCGAUGAAAACGAUAAAAUGCCCCUAUUUACGAUGACGAUCAUGAGAAUUCUGAUCAUGAAACGAAAAUCUAAUUCUUUCCCAAGAUACUUGUAUCAUUGAUGGAUCAAAUGAAUCACCUCUUAAUUGAGUUGUGAUUCUUUUGUCUCAUUACAAACCUUUUCCCCUCUCGACUGUUAAUAUAUCUCUCUCUCCUUACGAAUACGACCUUCUCAAUUCAUAUUUGUUUAGCAUUUUUGCAAAGGGAGAUAUUUGGGCAGCAUGCGAAUGAAGGGAAAGUGGGUCAUACUUUUAUGAUCCUCUUGCUUUAACAUUUUGCUUUUGUACUUUUUAGCGUUCCUACUUUUUCAUUGGGUGGUUGCGUUUUUUUCGUUUCUUGCAUGUCCUUUAUUUUCGAUGCGCUGCUACCUACUACUGGUUCACAUUGGUCUUGGUCUGUUCUAAUCUUUCGGACGGACCCGGUUAUCUUAGACUUUGGAGUUUAUUUGCUUUGGGAAUUUGGUCGGUAAAUUGUUCUUUCUCCAAUCGUUUGAUUGAGGGAUAUCAAAGAGAUUAUCACUUUCACCGUCUCGAAUGAGAAAUGAUGAAAAUGAUUGAUCCUUUGGUUAUUAUAUCGCUCGCAUGGACUGAAGUGGUAGCAGAAAGCAAGAGGAUGAAUCAAGGACCAUAAAAGUUUAUUUUUUAUUGGGUGGGUGAAUGGAAAGGGGAACCC